AUGGAUCGAACUGUACACAUUUUUGACACCAGGUCAAUGACUGCACGGGAAAGAUGGCCGAGCUGUCUCAAGUACGAGUGUGCGGGAAUAAAGCUCAGUCAGGAGAUACCAGGUAUGGUUUACGUGUGUAGCGUUGAUAACGAGGUGGCGUGCGGUGCGUGGAGUGCUAAGAUGGCAGAUCAUCUGAAAAGUACUGCGACUGGAUCUGAGUCUCUUAUGAUGUCAGGGGCAAACACGAAAAGCCCCAGACGGGCGUUUGGGUUCAGGGGAGAUGUACGGCUAACCGGCAUUACCCGACGUAAUGACGGGUCUGAGGAGAUUGCUGUGAUGUCUGAAGCAGGGGCUUUCUAUCUGUUACGCAGACAAAGAAACUAG
Molecule: messenger RNA, 375 nt
Organism: Chondrus crispus (carragheen)
Lineage: Eukaryota; Rhodophyta; Florideophyceae; Gigartinales; Gigartinaceae
Exons: 1
Coding region: 1-375 (124 amino acids)
Source: RefSeq, a predicted model, not a curated record